AUGGGACAGCGUGCGCCUGCCAAGAAGCUGGCAUCUGAGCUGCUGCGGCGCCAUUACCAAGUCGGCCGGCCGCAGCUCAGCGUAGGUGAUCACCAACCUUAUCUGGACAAUCUGGGUGUGGUGCACUGGCCGCUACUGUUGGUGUACCCGGAAACCAUGCAGAUGGAUGCGGUGGAGGAUGCCAGCGAGCAGGACACCCUGGGCGACCACCUGGACGUGAUGUUCUCCCCAGAGGCUCCACCGUUGGAGUGGGACAGGGACCAUGAAUACACUCGUGUCAACAUCGAGGCUUACUACCUAUCGCAUGCAGCCGAGGCGCUGUCCCUGGGAGAACUUGCUGAGGCGCUGCACAGCGGCUGGCCAAAGAGCAAAGACGAAGAAGCCAUGCCGAGCCCUUAUGGGAAGCAUGCUGCCAAGUGGGUGCGCGUUGCUGAGGAGCAGAGCCUGCAGGAGAUCCUGCAUGAGCCUGGCCAUGUCAUCCCUGGAGUACCAGUCUUUUUCAUUGUUGCCUCAGGCAGCAGAUACCGUGAUUCGUUCCUCUCAGAAGACAGACCGAUCUUGUAA
Messenger RNA from Coccomyxa subellipsoidea C-169, 564 nucleotides. RefSeq lists its product as hypothetical. The transcript has 3 exons. Lineage: Eukaryota; Viridiplantae; Chlorophyta; Trebouxiophyceae; Coccomyxaceae. The coding region runs from base 1 to 564 and encodes 187 amino acids. The record is from RefSeq and is a predicted model, not a curated record. Gene Ontology annotation, molecular function: Hsp90 protein binding.